Molecule: messenger RNA, 6081 nt
Organism: Puntigrus tetrazona (Sumatra barb)
Lineage: Eukaryota; Metazoa; Chordata; Actinopteri; Cypriniformes; Cyprinidae
Gene: farp1
Product: FERM, RhoGEF (ARHGEF) and pleckstrin domain protein 1 (chondrocyte-derived)
Exons: 27
Coding region: 247-4389 (1380 amino acids)
Cellular component (GO): cytoskeleton
Molecular function (GO): cytoskeletal protein binding; guanyl-nucleotide exchange factor activity
Source: RefSeq, a predicted model, not a curated record
UUGGUGUCGGAGGCUGGAGGCGGUGUUUUAUUGUAUGAAAUCAGUUCGGGAUCAGUUCAGUCAUGGCGUCUGGAAAGACGGUGGACUGCGGCGCUUCCCGCGAAUAGCCGCGAACAAACCGACCUCACGCGACUCCGGCCGCUGCUCUGCGCGUUCCUCCCGCGGAAUAUCGUUUAACGGCACGGUCGCGGAGCUGCCCGGACGCAAGGAGCGCUUAUCCAGCGGCGAAGGUGGGCUUGCAGCAGUAUGGUGGAGCCAGAGGAGCGGCCCUCGGUGGCGGGCCAGAGGCUUGGGGCCCCUGAGAGCAUGGGCAUCAGUACGUUGGAGCCUGGCCAGCGGCCCCCCACCAUGCCCCCCGGCAGACAGAUCUCCAUCCGGGUCCAGAUGCUGGAUGACACUCAGGAAGUCUUUGAGGUCUCGCAACGGGCUCCAGGGAAGGUGCUGUUUGACCUGGUUUGUGCUCACCUGAACCUCAUCGAGGGAGAUUACUUCGGUUUGGAGUUUCAGGACCAGCGUAAAAUGACCGUCUGGCUGGAUCUGCUGAAGCCCAUUUUAAAGCAAAUCCGACGACCCAAGAACACCAUCCUGCGCUUCGUGGUGAAGUUCUUCCCUCCCGAUCACACACAGCUGCUGGAAGAGCUCACCAGGUAUCUUUUCGCCUUGCAGAUCAAGCACGACCUGGCCUGUGGACGUUUGACCUGCAACGAAAGCAGCGCCGCCCUGCUGGUGUCUCAUAUAGUGCAAUCUGAGAUUGGAGACUUUGACGAGGUGCAGUGCAAACAACAUCUACUCAACAAUAAAUACAUUCCCGAGCAGGACACACUGAUGGACAAGAUCAUUGAAUACCAUCGGAAACACGGCGGGCAGACACCAGCUGAAUCGGACUACCAGCUUUUGGAGAUCGCAAGAAGACUUGAGAUGUAUGGAGUGCGUCUUCACCCCGCAAAAGAUCGCGAGGGUACGAAGCUAAGCCUCGCCGUGGCCCAUUCUGGUGUGCUGGUCUUUCAGGGACACACCAAAAUAAAUGCUUUCAACUGGUCUAAAGUCCGCAAGCUGAGCUUCAAAAGGAAGCGCUUUCUCAUAAAACUACGACCUGACUUAAAUAGUAACUGUCAGGAUACUCUGGAGUUUAUGAUGGGAAGCAGGGACUGCUGCAAAGUGUUUUGGAAAAUAUGCGUGGAGUAUCAUGCCUUUUUCCGCCUGUUCGAAGAACCCAAACCCAAGCCCAAACCGGUUUUAUUCACCAGGGGUUCUUCUUUCAGGUUCAGCGGCCGCACACAAAGGCAGGUGAUUGAUUAUGUAAAGGACUCUGAAUUCAAAAAGGUCCCUUUUGAAAGAAAACACAGUAAAAUCCAGUCCAACAGCGGCCUUUCUCCAUUCCCACCCAGGCUGUGUGCUGAGGGUCAAGGAGAGAGGAAUGCCAGUGCUUCAGUACACAAGGCGGACUCCCCUGUUGGGCGCACCCAAGUGACUGUUGAAAACCCAACUCUCCAGCGUUACACUGGGAGUCUAACCUCACAGACCAAUGGAUGCCGAAAUGGGACCCAUGAUGAGGCGGAUGCUCGAUUAAAGCCAUCCCCGUCCAAGCAGCAGGCCGAGCAUCUGAGCACAGGUCUAGCAUCCCAUGCUGCCAAGGGUAGCAGCUCCUCGAUACCUUACAUUGACUGCAGUGACAUAGAUAGUGAAUAUGAUGUGGUCAAAGGCCGUGUCACUAGGUCUCACUCCCACACAUAUGACAAUGAUGAGGUUGAGCCAAACGGCCGUAGAGCAGGCAAGAGUAAUGGUUAUGGAAAUGGUCAGCACAAAGGACAAGGCGCAAACAAGUCCAGAUUCCGGGAGUCUCAUUUGACCAGCCAUCGGUUGGGUCAGAGUUCAGAUACUUUCAAUGGUAGUCAAUUGUCUAAUGGGUCGUUUUGUGGUAACGGAUCACCACGUGCUUUGCCCCUGAGUAGUACCUUGGUGGAUGAAUUGUUUCAGGGUAUGGACAGACGUGGUCUGGUGGCACCUUCAGGUCAUCUAGUUGGUUCCCGGAGUGCAAACUGCAGUCCAGUGUUGAGCAGUUUUCACAAAGCCAGCUCCCUGAACCAUCCAGAGCAGAUCGGCUAUAGCGGUCAUCGCCGUUGGGAUGACGGUAGUCAUUACCUUACUAAUGGCCGAUCUGGCAGUGAGCCUCAACAUUAUGGGAGCUACUCCCCAAUUGUUAAUCGAUCCCCACAUUUGCACAAACUCCAAAACGGCAUGCGCAACCGUUCCGACACUGAUCCCAUGAUUUUGAGCCAGUUAAGUUCAACCCCGGCCAAUGAACCUCGAUCAGCUGUCUCGAGGGCUGAACGUAUGGCUGCCCUUGAACGCCGUGUGGCUGCUAAUGGCCAAGGAGUGGCUAGCCAUGCUCGAUCCAGCAAUGUCCAGAGACUCUAUGGAAGCAGACUGAGUGCUAAUGACCAUAGUAGCCCAGUCCAUAUGAUUGAUGGUUCCACGAGUAGUGGAACGGAGUCUAGUGAUACUGAGUCAGAUGUAGGCAGUAACUCUUACAGUCAGCCCCUAGUCUUUGGAAACCCCGGGGCGGCCCAUUCUUCCCCUAUGCCCCGAAGCAAGUUCUCAUUUGGCAGUCUCCAACUGGAGGACGAGGGUCAAGGGGGAGACAAUGGCUACAGUUAUCCCAUCAAUAAUGAAGAUGGGACGAGCCCUCAGAGCAGCGAGUCUCCGUCUGCAGGCCAGGUGAUGGUGAACGGCCAGAAACAGAGUCUCAGCCUUGGCCAGAGUCCAGACGGACGGCAGCCUUCGCCUCUCACAAGCCCCUUACUGACGGACGCCGGCUUCGUCCGCACAGACGACGAGGAUGAGGUUCGGAGGAAGAGGUUCCCGACUGAUAAAGCUUACUUCAUCGCCAAAGAGCUCCUGACCACAGAGAGAACGUAUCUGAAGGAUCUGGAGGUCAUUACUGUGUCCUUCCAGAAGUCUGUAGGGAAGGACGAGGCCAUGCCGGACUCCUUGAGGAAUCUCAUAUUUGCCAAUUUUGAACCGGUGUAUAAAUUCCACGAGACGUUCCUGAAGGACGUGGAGCAGCGCCUGGCUCAAUGGGAAGGUAGAUCCAACGCACACAUCAAAGGAGACUAUCAGCGCGUUGGAGACGUAAUGCUGGCAAAUAUCCAGGGUUUGAAGCUGCUCACGGCUCACCUUCAGAAGCAUUCGGAGGCUCUGCUGGAGCUGGAGCGCGCGUGUCGCUCGUCCCGGAGGCUGGAGGGUCUGUGUCGAGACUUCGAGCUGCAGAAGGUGUGUUACCUGCCCCUCAACAUCUUCUUCCUGCGCCCGCUGCACCGUCUCAUGCACUACAAGCAGAUCCUGGAGCGCCUGUGCAAACACUACCCACCGACACACGACGACUUCAGAGACUCGCGAGCUGCGCUUGCGGAUAUCUCUGAGAUGGUCGUGCAGCUUCAAGGCACCCUCAUCAAGAUGGAGAACUUCCAGAAGCUCCUCGAGCUCAAGAAAGACCUCACUGGCGUCGACAACCUCGCCGUUCCUGGACGGGAGUUUAUCAGGCUUGGCUGUCUCAGCAAACUCUCUGGAAAAGGUCUACAGCAGAGGAUGUUCUUCCUGUUCAAUGAUGUUCUGAUGUACACAAGUCGAGGAAUGACGGCCUCCAAUCAGUUCAAAGUUCACGGCCAGCUUCCUCUGUACGGCAUGACGAUCCGGGAGAGCGAGGACGAGUGGGGCGUCCCACAUUCCUUCACUCUGUUUGGACAGAGACAGUCCGUCGUCGUGGCAGCCAGCUCGGCGUCUGAGAUGGAGAAGUGGGUGGAGGACAUCAGGAUGGCCAUUGAACUGGCGGACAAAUGCAACGGCUCCUCAGAGAUCCUGUCCAGCAGCUUCACCGACAGCAAAUCCCCCGAGGAGUCUAGCGCCGACCAGGAGUCGGAGGACGACCUGAGCGCCUCUCGGACGUCUCUGGAGCGGCAGGCUCCUCACCGUGGUAACACCACGGUUCACGUGUGCUGGCAUCGCAACACCAGCGUGUCCAUGGUGGACUUUAGCGUAGCCCUCGAGAAUCAGCUCUCUGGGAAUCUGCUGAGAAAGUUCAAGAACAGCAACGGCUGGCAGAAGUUAUGGGUGGUCUUCACCAACUUCUGCCUGUUCUUCUACAAAACACACCAGGACGAGUAUCCUCUGGCCAGCCUUCCUCUGCUGGGAUACUCCAUCACCGUUCCCUCCGAGUCCGAGAACAUCCACAAAGACUACGUCUUCAAGCUCCAUUUCAAAUCACACGUGUACUACUUCAGAUCGGAGAGCGAGUACACCUUCGAGAGGUGGAUGGAGGUGAUCCGCAGCGCCACCUGCUCGUCCAGUCACAUCCGCUCUCUGAGCCGCAAAGAGCCACACGUCUACUGACCAAAGACACACACACACACACACACACACACACACACGUCAGGUUCUCUAUCAGGUCCUCUCUACACACUAUAACACAGUUUUUCGUGUGCUAUAUCGUCGUUUCACUUUACUGAAAAUUUGCAAAUGCUUUGAAGGGUUGAGAUGGAGGUCGGUGCCAGAAACACACACACACACACACACACACACACACACACACACACUCUAUCAUCACAACAUCAGGUCGAAGCCAAACACUUCCAGUUCCUUUCAGUGCGUGAAGACACAAUAUCCUCGUUAGUAAACCGUGGUCCUCCUUCAUGAAACCCAAGAGCUAGUUUGUGUAAACCGUGCAUACGUUUGAGAAGAAUGCCCUCGUGAGAGGUUUAUUGAAUUAAAUGCAUUGGUCAUGUUGAAUGCCGUGGCUCGUUCUUACGAAUGCUUCAUCGUUUUGUGUGUAAGAGUGUUUUCCGAACGCUUUAUUGGACGCUGUGGUGCACGUGAGCUGGAUGCCAGGGUUUAUUCUGAAAACGGUUUACGUCUGAGUUAGUUCUGCGGGUGUUUCAUGAACGAGGCCCUCCGGACUGUUUUUAAAUGUACUGUAGUAUCAGCUUUUAAUGCUGACUACUGCUCUGAUGUUUCUAAAGGGGUGACGCUUUCUGUCUACAUUUCAGUCAUAAAAGAGAAAUCUGGGAAAAAAGUGCAGGUCAUAUUCACCCCAACAUUUAUAAGGGAAAGAUUGUUUUUUUUUUUGCAUUUUCAUGACAGUUUGCCCUAAAAUUAUUAUUUUAAUGCCAAAAAAAUAUUAAAAUUGUUAGUGUAUGUAAAGGUAUUAUUUGUCGUGCAGAAUUGCGUUUAUUAAUAAAAAGAAACUAAUUUUCAUUAUUGUUAAAAAAAUAAUAAUAAUUGGUUUUGCUGCAAAAUAAUAUUUUAAAGAAUAAAUCUUUGGCUGAAAUGUUAUUUUGCACCAAAGCACAAUAUAAUUUCUUCAUUUCUUUAUAUGAAGAUUGUUAUUGUUUAUUUCAGUUUGCCCCGAAAUCUUGUAAGAAUGUAAUGCAAUAGUAUUAUCAUUUUUUUUUUCCUAAUUUCAGUUCAAACAAAACUGUCUGGUUUUCAUUGCUCUAUUAAAUAAAUUGAUGUCACAAGUAAAAAAAAAAUUAUUAUAAAAAAAAAUAAAACAUUUUCUUUUUGGUGCAAAAUAAGGUUUCGCUUUUCACUUUUUUUAAUAAUUUUUAUUUUUAUUUGUAUUUGUAUUUUUUUUGUGGGGGGAGGGUGGAAUGACCUGCUGGUCCCGUAGGCCGCGUCUAUGCACAAGCUGGAUUUGUAAUGUUUUAGGCCUAAGAUGUACGGCACAUGCUGCCUUCAAGCGUUUGUAUCACACUCAAACCUUUCUUUUGUAGGAUGUCAUUUUUAUACGAGUUUUGAUACUAACUGUGAAGAGCUCCACGCUGGUUUCAUGCAGUCCCUCGUAGUUAGCCACUAUUCUGUCAUGGUGCAAGAAACACAACAAAAGAAGGAAGCCGGCUGCCUUUUGUCCAACUGCUUGAGUGCCAAAAUUCUUCUCUUUAAUCUUUUUUUAAGCAUUUGGAGCAUUUUAAUUCUUUCUUAAUUCAUAUAUAUAUAUAAAAAAAAAUCACAAUAUGGAUUAUAUGUUGAAAGAAAUGUAUGUUUGACGGUGCGUGAAUAUGUUCAGAAUAAAUCCAUAUAUCUAUA